Molecule: messenger RNA, 822 nt
Organism: Drechmeria coniospora
Lineage: Eukaryota; Fungi; Ascomycota; Sordariomycetes; Hypocreales; Ophiocordycipitaceae
Exons: 2
Coding region: 1-822 (273 amino acids)
Source: RefSeq, a predicted model, not a curated record
AUGGACGCCGCGGCACCGCCAAUGCGACAGCCGCUGCCGACUCUGUCGACCAAGGGACUUCGACGCGCUUCUGGUCCCUACAGCGCGACGACGCUGGUAGGGAGCGAGCCGCCGAGUCCGCAACAGUCGUCACCGCACGCCGACGAAUGGGCGUCGCCGGCAACGGCAUGCCAAGAAGAUUCGACGCCGGACGCGAAGAGCAAGGCCAAGAAGAAAAAGACGCUGCUCAUCCGACUUCUCUCGUCCAUUUUCAUCACCGUCCUGGUGUCAUUGUUCGUCGCCGCAGUCGUCGGCAGAAUCCACGACCAGGGCAGCAGGCAGGGGAACGACAGCAAAGCGAGCGAUUCCGCCGAGACGCCGGACACGGAACGAUUCACCAUGAGAUCAAUGCCGACGACGCCAGGCGCCAACGCCGACAGGCGAAGCUCGAGAAAAGACGCAGCAAUCGAGUCGCCGCGUACAAUGGGGACACCCAGCAGGACGUCCACGGCCCAAACUGUCUUUCCACCGUUGACGACGGUUGACUGCGUGUCCAUGGCCAUGCUUACGGACGCAUCGAUGGUGACGAGCAUCGGUCAAGCGACGCCUCCCUCCAGCAAUCCUCAGCCUUCGUACACGGCAGCCUCGGCGAUGUUGGGAAUUGUGGUGUACUCUUUCAACGGAUGUCUCUGGGCACAGUCGACAGACAGAUGCGGAAUGGACAAGCCGAUGUCUCUUCGCUGCAAAACGAUAUGCCCGGAAAGGAAUCUGGGUGAGGAAUCUGGAGAAGACAAUUCGGCCGUCGAGGUUUUCAUGAAUGACUGGAAGUCGAAUUGCGGCUGA